AUGUCCGGCCUAUUUCCCGUCCAAAAGUCGAAAACGCGGCGCCCAAAUGGCAACUCGUCAAUGUCCACGAGCACACCGCUGGGAGCGAGCUCGCGACUGUCGGGAAACAAUCACUCUGGCGGACAGUCUCAGCAGAACCGACAGCUCUCGGAGGAGCAGAAGCAGGAGAUCAAGGAGGCUUUCGAGCUAUUCGACCAGGAUCAUGAUGGAGCGAUCGAUUACCACGAGCUCAAGGUGGCCAUGCGAGCGCUCGGGUUUGAGCUGAAGAAAGCCGAGGUCUUGAAGUUGAUCCGGGAUCACGAUAGGCAAGCGGAUGGCCUGAUGGAGUACGACGACUUUGUCAAGAUUAUGACCGCCCAUAUCCUCGCUCGAGACCCGAUGGAAGAGGUCAAGCGAGCAUUCAGGCUCUUUGACGACGAGGGAAGGGGGAAAAUCAACAUUAAGAACCUGAGAAGGGUAGCAAAGGAGCUUGGCGAGUCGUUGGGGGAAGAGGAGCUACAAGCCAUGAUUGAUGAAUUCGACCUGGACCAAGAUGGCGAGAUCAACCUCGACGAAUUUAUCGCCAUCAUGACAGACGGGGAAUGA
This is a messenger RNA of Filobasidium floriforme, 585 nucleotides long. RefSeq names its product putative CDC31-spindle pole body component, centrin. Gene Ontology annotation, molecular function: microtubule binding; calcium ion binding. The record is from RefSeq and is a predicted model, not a curated record. Bases 1 to 585 code for a protein of 194 amino acids. The transcript has 4 exons. Gene Ontology annotation, biological process: spindle pole body duplication. Gene Ontology annotation, cellular component: mitotic spindle pole body; half bridge of spindle pole body. Lineage: Eukaryota; Fungi; Basidiomycota; Tremellomycetes; Filobasidiales; Filobasidiaceae.